Aspergillus oryzae RIB40 is the source of this 762-nucleotide messenger RNA. RefSeq names its product putative thiamine biosynthesis protein (Thi-4). Bases 1 to 762 code for a protein of 253 amino acids. Gene Ontology annotation, biological process: thiamine biosynthetic process. Gene Ontology annotation, cellular component: cytosol. Lineage: Eukaryota; Fungi; Ascomycota; Eurotiomycetes; Eurotiales; Aspergillaceae. Gene Ontology annotation, molecular function: phosphomethylpyrimidine kinase activity; hydroxymethylpyrimidine kinase activity. The record is from RefSeq and is a predicted model, not a curated record. The transcript is spliced from 4 exons.
AUGGUCUCGACUAGUGGCUCUAAACUACUACCUGAAGCGGCUGUAGAAAAAUUGCGGACGAAGCUUCUGCCAUUGACAACCGUUCUCACCCCCAAUAUCCCCGAAGCGAAGCUGCUACUGAAAGACGCCGGUCUAGAUGUACCGGAGCCAGAGGGUCUCCCGGACGUUCUUCAGUUAGUCAAGCAAGUCAAAGCCCUAGGCCCCAAAGCUGUUCUUCUUAAAGGCGGGCAUUUACCUCUCACCAAGGAUCACAAAACGGCGCGGAACCAGGACGAGGCUACCACAGUUAUAGACGUGCUUUACGAUGGACAAGAUAUCACACUUUUCGAGACAGACUUCUUAUUAUCUAGGAACACCCACGGCACCGGAUGUUCUCUUGCGUCUUCGAUCGCAGCCAAUAUUGCCUUAGGCAAAGAUUUGAAGCGAGCAGUGCAUAGUGCUGUUCGGUUCGUCGAGGCGGGAAUUAAGACCAGCUUUGAUAUUGGAAAGGGAAGUGGUCCAAUCAACCAUUUCCACUCGGUGUAUACACUACCUUUUGCGCCUGGCACACUUCCCGUGGAGAAAUUCAAGGAGUACCUAGUGCAGGAUUACCUCUACCUGGUGGACCAAUGCACCCUUCAUUUGUCCAAUGGACUUUGUCUAACAAUGUCCAAUUCGCUCGAAGCAAUGCGCUCGCAGCCUACAAGGCUAAGAAUAUGGAAUCCAUUGCUGCAUCGGCGCAGAUCGUCCUACACAUCCAGCGCGAAACAGCGUUGCACUUAG